CACGGUUGCACAUAAACUCAACCCAUAGUUGUUCCGACUGAACUGUUUUUACCUUCACCUGGUCAUAUCACCUUCCCGUUCGGCGUGACUCUGUGAGUGCGGGAAGCACAUCAGUGCACACGUUUGGACGUACCUCAUUCUUCUACUCUAAGAUUGAGUUCUCUGUAGUCAUGCAAGCACACGAGCUGUUGAAGCAGCUGCGAAUCCCUGAGCUGUCCGAGGUGAGGGACUAUUUCCGCAGCCUCUCCACAAACACCCUGCUCGGCAUGGGUGCGUUCACCGCCGUCACGGCGUACUGGUUCGCCACCAGACCCAAAGCCCUCAAACCGCCCUGUGACCUGUGCAUGCAGUCAGUGGAGCUGCCGGGUGGAGAAUUUGCUCGUCGAGGAGCGGUUUUAAAUGGAGACCCACUCUUGAGCCAUUUCUACGAGGAUGCCAAGACCAUAUACGAGAGCUUUCAAAGGGGUCUGAGGGAGUCAAAAAACGGUCCCUGUCUGGGAUCCAGAAAACCAAAGCAGCCAUAUGAAUGGCUUUCAUACUCGGAGGUGAUUGAGCGAGCAGAAUAUAUGGGAUCAGCAUUUUUGCACAUAGGACACUCGAAGAACAAAGACCCCUACAUCGGCAUCUUCUCUCAGAACAGACCAGAGUGGACGAUUUCAGAGCUGGCCUGCUACACUUACUCUCUGAUAUCAGUUCCUCUGUAUGACACCUUGGGCACAGAAGCAAUAGGCUACAUCCUCGAAAAAGCCUGCAUCUCUACUGUCGUAUGUGAUGUACCCGAGAAGGCUCAGCUGCUGUUGGACUGUGUUUCGGGCAAACCGCACACAGUCAAAACCCUGAUCCUCAUCGAAAACUUUGACGCUGAUUUAGUUAGCAGAGCACAGCAGUGCGGCAUCGACAUCAUCAGUCUAAGAGACACAGAGAAUAUUGGCAAGGCUCAUCGACAGCAUCCUGUGCCCCCGCAGCCUGAUGACUUGGCUAUUAUUUGUUUUACAAGUGGAACCACAGGAAACCCUAAAGGAGCGAUGCUCACCCACAGAAACAUAGUGUCUAAUUCUUCGGCCUUCAUCUAUGUCACAAAGCCCUCUUGCCCCAUUGGUCCUCAGGACGUGCACAUCUCCUACCUGCCCCUGGCACACAUGUUUGAGAGAGUCGUACAGGGUCUGAUUCUGGUGCACGGCGCACGUAUCGGAUACUUCCAGGGUGACAUCCGAGUUCUGAUGGAUGACCUCACGACCCUGAAGCCCACCGUAUUUCCUGUGGUUCCUCGUCUGCUGAACCGCAUGUUUGACAAGAUCUACGGACAGGCCAACAGUCCCCUGAAGAGACGCAUCCUGGAGUUUGCGUUCAGGAGGAAAGAGAACGAGAUGAAGAGCGGGAUCAUGAGGAGGGACAGUGUGUGGGACAAGAUCAUCUUCAAGAAAGUGCAGGCCAGUGUUGGAGGUCACGUUAGAAUGAUGUUGACUGGAGCGGCACCCAUUUCAGCACCUGUUCUCACCUUCUUGCGAGCUGCAUUGGGCUGCCAGUUUUAUGAAGGAUACGGUCAGACUGAAUGCACUGCCGGCAGCACAACUACACUACCAGGAGACUGGACUGCUGGUCAUGUCGGAGCUCCUCUGCCCUGUAAUGACAUCAAACUAGUGGAUGUGGCAGAGAUGAACUAUUAUGCUGCUAAAGGCGAGGGAGAGGUUUGUGUGAGGGGUCCCAAUGUUUUUAAGGGGUAUCUGAAAGACCCUGAGAAGACGAAGGAAGCUUUUGAUGAUGAUGGUUGGGUUCACACAGGAGACAUCGGCAAGUGGAUGCCGAAUGGCACUCUGACGAUUGUGGACCGUAAGAAGCACAUUUUUAAGCUGGCUCAGGGUGAAUACAUCGCUCCAGAGAAGAUCGAGAACAUUUACAUCAGGAGCGAAGCUGUGGCGCAGGCUUUCGUUCAUGGAGACUGUCUGCAGGCCUGUCUGGUAGCCAUCAUUGUGCCUGAUCCAGACUUUCUUCCCGCCUGGGCCAAGAAGAGAGGCAUAGAGGGCUCAUAUGAAGAGCUUGGCAAAAAUAAGGAUGUGAAGAAAGCCAUUCUUGAGGAUAUUGUCAAAUUGGGUAAAGAAAGUGGCCUGAAGUCUUUUGAACAGGUGAAGGACAUUGUUCUUCACACAGAGAUGUUCUCCAUCCAAAACGGCCUCCUGACGCCCACCCUGAAAGCCAAACGCACUGAUCUCAGGAGCCACUUCAGGAGACAGAUCGAUGAGCUUUACUCCAACAUCAAAAUGUAAACCAGAGAAAGUGCCUCAGAUAUUACAGAGUUACAGAGCUGAUAUGAGUCCCAUGACUGAAUAGAGCUGAUCCAACAUUGCUUGUUGUCAACAGACAUAUCAUCAGUUUUAUGUGCCUUUCAGAAUAUGAUGAUAUACUCUAGAUCAGCUGUUACUCGAAGCUUCAUCUCUCUGCUUCAGCUUUAAAGAUUCCACCCCAGGAAUUGGUCCUUACAUUUUGACACCAUUAUUUUUGCCUUUAACUAUUUUAAGAGAAAGGGAAGAGAAAUACAAGAGCAAAAA
Molecule: messenger RNA, 2546 nt
Organism: Carassius carassius (crucian carp)
Lineage: Eukaryota; Metazoa; Chordata; Actinopteri; Cypriniformes; Cyprinidae
Product: long-chain-fatty-acid--CoA ligase 1-like
Exons: 21
Coding region: 171-2264 (697 amino acids)
Biological process (GO): long-chain fatty acid metabolic process; long-chain fatty-acyl-CoA biosynthetic process; very long-chain fatty acid metabolic process
Cellular component (GO): endoplasmic reticulum; membrane
Molecular function (GO): arachidonate-CoA ligase activity
Source: RefSeq, a predicted model, not a curated record